AUGGGUGUUAGGAGACUACGUUUCACACAGAUUGGAGGAGUUUCGUUAUUAAUACUCGUAUUAUUGUAUCAAUCAACGUUCAUCUCGUGCGCAAACCUUUCGAGCUUUCGAGCUUUGUUUGUUCGUAUGCCACAAAUGCACCUGUCAACAAUUCCCGUCAAAACUAUACGGAACUCCUCAGUUGAAGCAUGCGCAGAACUGUGUGUACGGGAAGUGGAAUUCGAAUGUAUGUCAUUCGACCUGGAUAAUACUAUUGGAAGUUGUCGAUUACAGAACCACACUCACGAAGAACCAUUCGUUACCCUUCAGGUGUCUACAUUCGCCGAUCAUUACAGAACGGCCUAUGAAAAGUUAUUUAAUCGAAUUCCAAACCACGUGGUGACUUUUGAACAUAAACGGAAAAUUCCGGAUCUGACAGUGGAAGAUUGUGCUCGUCGAUGUAUAUUAGAAGUGAACUUCCGUUGCCAGGGAUUCGAUUAUGAAGUUCGCCAAAGGAACUGUUGGCUGUCUGACCUGACACCUAAAGAUUCCGGCGGAGUAAUUAUCCUGCCAGGGACGGACUUUUACGAAAGAAUAUCAAAUGGUCCCAUGGAAAAGUUUGUAAAUUUUGGAUAUGGAACUUUACAGCAAAUUGAAGGAAUUCAAGUUUACAACAAAAUCAUACUUGGCGUUACGUUGGACGCAUGCGCGCAGUUGUGUUUGGCGGAAACUUCCUUCCGAUGUUACAGUUUUGACUAUGUUUUUAAUGAUGAUUCGUGUCACAUGAGUCAGUAUAUAGCAGCGAAUGUGCACGGGGUCAGUACGUCUUUCUCUGAAGAUUUCAAGUCAAUGCAUUUUGAACUCAAAGAGGAAUACCUGGAGAUGUUUUACCCUACGCCGUACUCCGCCGUUCUUGGUAACAACGAAAAAACAUUCAAGCGGGUGACGCCAAACAACUGUGCAAGAAAAUGUCUACAGGAAAGCGAUUUCGUGUGUCGCUCCUUCGACUAUCAGAUUCAAGAUGGCACAUGCUUGCUCGGCACCAAGACGGGAAGUGACGUUGGCGGAUUGAUAAGUCAUGGAUUUGCACAAGUACAUCACUUCGAAAUGAAACCUUUCUUAGAUUGUGGAGGAGUCUUUUACGCAUCCGAGGGUAACUUCGCCUCUCCCAAUUGGCCAAGGAACUAUUACCACAAUAUGGAAUGUUCUUGGCAAAUCACGGUCCCGAAAUUUCGUAUUAUAAAAUUAGAAUUUUCUCAUUUCGACCUUGGUCGUCAUGAUAAUGAUGAAUGUGAGGAAGCUGACGAUAAACUCGUGAUAAUCGAUAAGGCCGAUGUUGACCUUGAUCAUCGUCGCAAGGUCAUGUGCAGUGUACCGAAGCAGAGUUCCUACAUUAGUUUAUCGAACAGUUUAAAUGUCACAUUUAUUUCUAACGCAUUCCAGGAUGCCAUGGGCUUCCGAGUUUUCUUCCAUACAGAUUGGCCCUGUGGAGGAACACUAACUGAGGAUAAUGGAAUGAUUUCCUCGCCAAACUGGCCAAACAACUACGCUCCUUCCACGUCUUGUCAGUGGAAGAUUGUGGCUCCCAAAGGAGCCAAAAUAUACCUCAACUUUCUCUCAAUGGAUUUAGAGAGACAUAUGAAUGGACCUUGCCGAUUAGCAUACGACCUCAUAGAGGUUUUCGACGGCGAUUCAGACUCGUCUCCGACAUUAGGAAUUUAUUGUGGACGCCGUAACAAAAAGACAGUUACGUCAUCAAAUGAUGUAUUGUUUAUCACAUUCCAUACGGACGACAGGGUUCAAAGGAAGGGCUUCCACGCAGUGUACAAAUUUAUUCAUAUCCCUACGCCUACCACUUCCAUCCCAUCAUCCAUUGACCAAACUACCUCACAUCCCUCCUCCCAAGAAACAAGUGCCUCAGUAGACUCUAGCCAGGAGACCACUGGUCAUUACAAUGUGUCUUACAACACAACCCCAUCUUCAUCUGUGUCAGAAAAUAAUAAAACAGUCAUCACCCUUGGUUUAGCAGCCAUGUUUAUUGAGCCGAGGCGGCGCCCCUCACCAACAGAAAAGUCAGUCGAAGAAGCACUAAUAGUUACCACAGAAACGGGAGAAAAGUUUGAUGAUUAUGAUGUCACACAUGAGAUCCCGGAAGUUGUGACGAUAGAACCGGAUUUACGUCACGUCAUCCUCAUUCUCGUCAUUACUUUCUUCGUCCUCUUUAUGACCCUCCUUGUCAUUUUAAUCGUCGUUUGUCGACAUUACAGGAAAAGAAUUCCUAAGAGGCGAAACGUGACCAACUUUCCUUUCACAGAAGAGAGUGUAUCACUCUAUGACAAAGACAAUAAUGCGAAUGACCAAGCCGAUAGAGGGCAGGAUGAUGACUCCGAUAUCAAUUUACCACAACCAAGCCCGUGUGAUCCUCCACCGGAUGUGACCUUUUGUAACCCUUUGUAUGAACAGAGAACAUCACAGUCGGUUACAGCCCAGACUAACACCGAAAGUACAGAAAGCAAUUCCAGUACAUGUUGA
Ylistrum balloti is the source of this 2511-nucleotide messenger RNA. RefSeq lists its product as uncharacterized. The transcript has 13 exons. The record is from RefSeq and is a predicted model, not a curated record. Lineage: Eukaryota; Metazoa; Mollusca; Bivalvia; Pectinida; Pectinidae. Bases 1 to 2511 code for a protein of 836 amino acids.